AUGAGCACCAAAGAAGUUCCUCCUCAUCUCUGGCCGCUCUUCCUCCCCUUCCUACGCAAGCCUGUCCCGCCCCCGCUGUCGAAAGCUCCUCGUUCGGAAUGGCGUCAGCAUGACUUGGCGGUCGCGAUGCGUGUGAGCAACCUGUUUCACGCCAUCUGCGAGCCGUACCUCUACACGCAUAUCGUUACAGACGAGUUUAAUGAGCUACUCGGGCUGCUGGACUCGGCCGAUGCGAGAGUCAGAAUAUACCGCCGACAACAAGUCGCUCGGACUAGGAGCCUGUACCUGGAGUAUAUUCCCGUGGAGGAAAGAGAAGGAUACCAUCUAAUCUUCGCACUGGGUGGCUCGACGUGGCCGAGCGUCGGCGCGAUGAAAGGUAGCGGGGCGGAGAUCCGGGCGAAGAACGCGGCCUGUGCCGGCGAACUUGCUACUUGGGUCCUCACGCUAUGGGACAUGAAUGAGGUGGGCCUACCCUCUCGAUUCCCUAGUCUGGAGACUCUGGCCAACGCCUCGAUAGGGGGCGAGCGCGACCCGGACCAAUGGACAACCUCAUCACUUCCGCUUCCCUACGACAUCUCUGCAUUCGCGACGCUUCCGGUCCCCUCUCCUUACCCCCCACGACCCAGACGGCCCCUUUCCACAAUCUCCCCUCCGCUCAACACGUCACCACCAUCCAUCUGGGGGGGGGGUCGAUUCACCCUUCUCCUUGGCGUUGAUCGGUCCUUCCGAUGGGUGGGGGACCUGCCGGCUACUCAUGACUGGAAAGCGGCCAUCCAGUCCAUAUUCAUCCCGAAAUCCCUCGAUACGAUCAUCAACUACCGGACGGAGCGCGCCGGUGUGGCCUACCCCUCGGAGCUUGACGUCGACGUCUAUCUGUCAACUACCCAUGACCUGGACGCGGAUUUCGUCGAGGCGCUGCAAGCUUUCACGCCAGGACAGAGCGAUUUGACCCAAAGCUGCUCUAAAUCGGCGAUCGAAAAGCAGCGCAAGGUGGCCGGCGAGCUGGGUACAGCAUUGCAGGGCAUCCUCAGAGAGGGGACUGAACGCAAAGACAUGAUCCGCUGGCAUGUCUUAGCAGACGCGCCCACAUGUGGUGCGUGUGGAUCCGGAGUGCCUACGUGA
Molecule: messenger RNA, 1122 nt
Organism: Dioszegia hungarica
Lineage: Eukaryota; Fungi; Basidiomycota; Tremellomycetes; Tremellales; Bulleribasidiaceae
Exons: 3
Coding region: 1-1122 (373 amino acids)
Source: RefSeq, a predicted model, not a curated record